Messenger RNA from Saccoglossus kowalevskii, 1248 nucleotides. RefSeq names its product NAD-dependent protein deacetylase sirtuin-7-like. The record is from RefSeq and is a predicted model, not a curated record. Gene Ontology annotation, cellular component: chromatin; nucleus. Gene Ontology annotation, molecular function: NAD+ binding; histone H3K18 deacetylase activity, NAD-dependent. NCBI's taxonomy places the organism in Eukaryota, Metazoa, Hemichordata, Enteropneusta, Harrimaniidae.
AUGGCGACUGAACUGAAUGCCCGGAAGAGACCGGCAAGAAAAACGGCUCGAAAAUUCAGUUUAAACACUGAAAAUGAACUGAAAGCUCGUAUAAGACAGAUUGGGUUAAUAAUGAAGAAGUCAAUAGAUGACAGAACCGACAUUGAACAGUCAAUUAUGAAAGAAUCCCCCGACAUUGUUGAAGAAAUUGAAAGGAGGGCCAGAUACAGAGAUGAACGACUGAAAAAAUUGGAAGAGGUUGAAGAUCCUCCAGCAGAGCUUCUUGCCAAAGUCGCAUUGUUAGCUGAAGCCAUUAAACAUGCCAAACAUGUAGUUCUUUACACUGGUGCUGGCAUAAGUACAGCUGCAUCCAUUCCUGACUAUAGAGGGCCUAAUGGUGUAUGGACAUUGUUACAGAAAGGAAAACCUCUGGAAAAGACUAAUUCUUUGGUAGAUGCUGAACCAACCCUCACACACAUGGCUAUUUCGACACUUCAUAAAGUCAAUCAUGUGAAACAUGUAGUGUCUCAAAACUGUGAUGGUUUACAUUUACGGAGUGGUUUACCAAGGAGUGCACUGUCUGAAGUUCAUGGCAACAUGUAUAUUGAGGUGUGCACAGAGUGUGAUAGAGAGUAUAUUCGGUUAUUUGAUGUGACAGAGAAGAGUUCAUUUCGUCGCCACACUACUGAUAGAUACUGCACAGAAUGUAAUUCGCCACUCAGGGAUUCAAUAGUACACUUUGGUGAGAAGGGUAAUCUGGAACAACCUCUCAACUGGGAGGAAGCCGCUGAAGCUGCAAAGCAAGCUGAUUUGAUACUUUGUCUUGGAUCUAGUCUUAAGAUACUGAGAAAAUAUCCUUGUUUAUGGGGUAUGCAUAGAAUGCCACAUAAGCGUCCAAAAUUAUACAUUAUAAAUUUACAGUGGACGCCAAAAGAUGACCUUUCAACUUUGAAGAUUAAUGGCAAAUGUGAUGAUGUCAUGAAGCUGGUUAUGGAAAAGUUAGGGUUAGAGAUACCUCAAUAUAAAAGAGAUGGAGAUCCUAUAUUUGAGUUGGCGACACCAGUACCUGUAGACGAGCUACAAACAAUGAUGACAAAACACCUUGUGAGAAUCUUCCCACAUUCCAACAUUGAUAUGAAACCAGUAUUAAAUGAAAAUGGCAAAAUGGUGAAAAUAGAACCAGAAGUGUACAAGACAGUUCCAGGCUGGUUUGGCAAAGGUUGUGCUAAAAGAAUAUCAAAGAAAAGAAAGAGACUAAAAUCUGCAUAG